UGCGGGCGCGUGUCAAUGAAACCCACAUUGUGGAGCAUGUAACAAGAAGUAGUUAAGUGUGUUAAAGUCUAAACUAAAGGAUAACCAUCCUGCGGUUUUAGAGAGCAGCCCCGCCCCCCACAUUUCAUACCGAAAGUAAAACUGUUUCUCCACAAAGAGCUGCGACCUCCCGGCAGGGAGAGGCCGAUUGAAGCUCACUGCUGCCCGGACUCCACACGGCUCUGACGCUCAGUCACUGCAGGAAGCUAAUCAAGUUAUUCGAUGACAGAUGGCUGUGCCUCUGCUCCCCUGAAAAACUUUGAGACAAUGUUUUUAAAUCUGGAUUAAAGCAACAGGGAGUCUGAGAGAGAACGGAGAGGCAGAUGACCGACCAGAAAGGAGUCAGGGAUGGAGGAUCUGCCAGUUACGAAAAGAGAAACUCGUGCAACAGGUGGUCAAAAGGAGGAUUCUCCUUUGUAGGAUGGUCAGAGACAAUCUUGAUAGGAAAGUAGUACAGAGCAGAAAACAGAACCACGCAGCAGACACGCAGAACCAAAGCCAACCCCCCGAGGAACCUGCAGCCCCAGAACGAGCCCGGAGCCCCGAGAGAGUUCAACCCGAGAGCCAAGGGCCGACCGAGAGGCAGCUCGAUUUACUGCUCUGGCAAAAACUCAACUCAAAUGGAGAACCAGGAAGCUUGUGCCAGCCAUUCCCUGGAGUGGAUGCUGAGAGCUUGCCCACACACCUCUGUCCAUUCAGCACCGCAGCAGAGUACAGAUUAGUCAAACACACCUACCAGCAGCUCCAACACAGCGGCUACUACUGGGGAUCAAUGCCCAUGGAGGAGGCACACGCAAUACUCACACGGGCCCCACUUGGUACCUUCCUCAUCAGAGACAGCGGCCAGACGGAUGUUUUCUUUACUCUCAGCUACCAAAGUGACGACGGCCCGACGAGUGUCCGUGUCCAGCUGAACAACCUGCUGUUCAGUCUCUACGGCAGCACCAGGACUUUUGAUUCACUCUUUGCUCUGCUCACUUUUUACACCGGCUCAUCCUGUAAACUGACCUCUCCUUAUCGUAAGCAGCGUCCGGAGCACCUGACGCAGAUGUGCAGGAGGGCUGUGAUAGGCUUAUAUGGAGCAGAACAUUUAAGCACCUUACCGGGACUCAGUCCACAACUUAAAAACUAUGUUCUGUCGUACCCCUGUUGUAUAUAGAUGAUGUUUAUGUUGUAAGGUAAACAAAUAUUCUGUAUUUGUGUUAUUUUCAAUUUGAUAAAUAAGACAAAUACAGCCGAAGCAUUUUAUCUGCAAAUUGUUAAAUGGUUAUUUGCACACAUUUUCAUUUAUGCAUUUUACAAGGUACUAGUAGUUCAUAUUUGUUCAAGUUUUUCCUCAUUUACAUUCCACAAAUCCUGUGUAAAGGGCCGUCCACACAAAGAACAAUAUCUAUUACAAUAACUAUUUAUAUCCUGUAUUAAAAAUCAAACACUGUGCCGCCGUAUAGCUUAGUUGGUAGAGUUGGCCCCCUGUGGAGGACGCAGGUUCAAAGACCAAUUCACUUAUCAACGCGUGUGUGUCUCAAACAUAACUUUAAAUAUAUUAUUUUGUAUUUAACAAGUGCCAGAAGGAAAUUCAAGUACUUGAAUCUGUCAUUUCUGAACAGGAAAAUGAAACUGAAGAUUUUAUGAUUAUGUAGCCUCCUUGGGAUUUUUACAUAAAUAGCUCGUUAUGUAUGCAGGUUAUUUGUGAAUAAGUAGGCCUCAUCUUGUUAACAUAAUGGCAUGCUUUUUUACCUCAAAGAAGAAGUGUGUGUGCUUUUUACAUUACAUUACAUUACAUUGCAUUUAGCUGACGCUUUUAUCCAAAGCGACUUACAAUAAGUGCGUUCGACCAACAAAAUACAAACUUGAAGAAAACAGAAUCAUAUAAGUACAUCAGGUUUCAUAGAGCAAAAACAUUUCAAGUGCUACUCAACUGGCUUUAGAUAAGCCAGUCCUUUAUUAGUAUAUAAGUGCUUUGUUAAUAUUUCUAUCGCUCGAAGUGGAGUGCUUUGCGCUACUGUUAUGAGAAUGUUAUCGUUGAUCAGUGCAAAUGCUCGCAUCGUUGUUUUAUAGUUGUAGUUGUGGUUGUUGUUGUGGCUGGCCUAAACUGCUUCAAUGAUACACCAGUUGUAACAUCCAUAAAAUUGUACAAGUGCUUCUGUUUAAAGCUACAUUAAUUGAUGUUUGGUCACUAGGGGGCAAAAAACAUCAAUAGAAGCCAACAUGUUACCAUCGUAAUAUGUUAUGGCUGAACAAUUAGCAAACCGUUAUUUGCUAACAGCCUCCUGAGGACUAAGAUGUUAACAACUUCUCUUUUUCAGCUUGAUUUGAACAGAAGCCACGAGCUGCCAUGAUUGCAAUUAUCCUUUUUAAUCCUGUUAUCUCGCAGUUGUGAGUCAAUUAUCUCGUUAUGUCAGGACAAAGGAGUAUUUUUCUUUUCAUAAUGUGUUAAUUAUCUCAUUAUUUUAGGAAAAUAACAAGUAGGUUUCUCUCGAUAAUUGGACACAUACUUAACUUUUAUCAAGAAGGAAUAGAGUUUUUUUGGAAGUUAUGGAUGAAUCACAAAAUUAAAGUAUAUAAUGUAGCCUACAUAUCUUCUAAUCGGGCUAAUUUGCACGUUUAAUAUAGUAGACAGUAAACAAUAUCAGCUGGUUUACGUCUUCUGAAUAUCAUUUAUAUGUUAUUACAGGCAACUUUUUGAUCCCAUUUAGUAUCCAGCAACUCCUAAAUAGUAUCUGUGUUUUUGCUAACUUUUUACUAGCUAGUGAGUUACUGGCUUCUAAGUUGGUGUUAAUGAGAGCACCAGAGACUCAAUAAGAAAGUAAGUAAAACAGAAACAAUCUGCUAUAAGAGGCUGGAAGGUUCAACUGUGCAGGGUUGGUGAAUAUAAUCUGUGCUUUCGUGAAUAAGAGUAACUCCUUUCACAUUAUAGUAGCCAUUUAAUUUAGGUAAAACGUAGGUAACGGUAUUGAUUAAUGCACUUUCAAAGUCUCAACUCUAACCGUCUAUUCAAACGCUCUUGAAAUAAUUUGACAUCCCUACUUAGUAUUUUCAGUGGAACAACAAAAAUGGUGUGUGACGCUUUGUAAAAUGUUUUUUGUAGUUUGUGCACAAGAAAUAAACAUAUGUAAUUGUUUUAAAUUAACAGUAAACCGAGGGCCAUGAUUUUAAGUCAAUAAAGGCCGCUGCAUGCCUAUUAAACUUCAACAAAA
Gymnodraco acuticeps is the source of this 3236-nucleotide messenger RNA. RefSeq names its product suppressor of cytokine signaling 1-like. Lineage: Eukaryota; Metazoa; Chordata; Actinopteri; Perciformes; Bathydraconidae. Gene Ontology annotation, cellular component: phosphatidylinositol 3-kinase complex. Bases 461 to 1198 code for a protein of 245 amino acids. Gene Ontology annotation, biological process: phosphatidylinositol phosphate biosynthetic process. The transcript is spliced from 4 exons. The record is from RefSeq and is a predicted model, not a curated record. Gene Ontology annotation, molecular function: 1-phosphatidylinositol-3-kinase regulator activity.